GUCCCUCCCAGCACGGUCGGGCGGGGUGGUUCGUAGGCUCCGCCACACGCGGAGGCGCAAAGAGCCCGAGUUCAGUCCCGGGCAAACUCCGAGGCCGCCUCCCGCGUGUGCCCGGAGCCCUCGUGGCGGAGGCGUCGGGACGUGGACCUGGCCAGCGGGCGGCAGCGUCUGAAGACCCUGUCGGCUAAGGAUGGGGAACCAUGCAGCGAAGCGAGAGUUAAGUGCAGAGAAGGGAAAUAAGGAUAGUGAAGGCUACAGAGGAGAAUCUGAAAAAAAGAAAAGGCUGCGUGACCUUUCCCAGGAAGCCUCAGAGGACAGUGACGUGUUUGGAGAGGCAGAUGUGGAGCAGAACAAUGGGACCCCCUUGCAGGACACAGCGGUGACAGACUCCAAGUGCACAGCGAACCCAAAGAAUGCCUGGCCGGACGCCAACCCAGCUGACCCCGGGGGCCGCCCCCACUUGAUCCGCCUCUUUUCCCGAGAUGCCCCAGGGAGGGAGGACAACACCUUCAAAGACAGGCCCUCAGAGUCAGACGAGCUGCAGACCAUCCAAGAAGACAGUGCAGCUGCUCCCGAGGGCCUGGAUGUGAUGGCGUCACAGAAGAGACCCUCCCAGAGGCACGGAUCAAAGUACCUGGCCUCCGCGAGCACCAUGGACCACGCCAGGCACGGCUUCCUCCCCAGGCACAGAGACACUGGCAUCCUCGACUCCCUCGGCCGCUUCUUUGGCACUGACAGGGGUGCACCCAAGCGGGGCUCGGGCAAGGUCCCGUGGCUCAAGCAGAGCAGGAGCCCUCUGCCCCCUCAUGCCCGCAGCCGGCCAGGGCUGUGCAACAUGUAUCAGGAUGGACACCACGCGGCCAGGACCACCCACUACGGCUCCCUGCCCCAGAAGGCACAGCACGGCCGGUCCCAGGAUGAAAACCCUGUAGUGCAUUUCUUCAAGAACAUCGUGACGCCUCGCACACCUCCCCCAUCGCAAGGGAAGGGGCGAGGACUGUCCCUCAGCAGAUUUAGCUGGGGCGCCGAGGGCCAGAAGCCGGGAUUCGGCUACGGAGGCAGAGCUCCUGACUACAAACCGGCUCACAAGGGACUCAAGGGGGCCCAGGACGCCCAGGGCACACUUUCCAAAAUCUUCAAGCUGGGAGGACGGGACAGCCGCUCCGGGUCCCCCAUGGCCAGACGUUGACGCUCCUUCCUCUCAGGAUCCUUCCCGGCUUCUAACACGUUAACCGCGUAGAUUCCCUAGUAUAGCGCGUGCCCCUAACGCCUGGUGACGACGCCCAGCGGGCUCCACUCGGAGGAAACGCUCCACCGUCGCCCUACCUCGGAGACAGUGACAUCCCCUCCCUGCUCGCCCUCAUCCUGAGAUGGCUUCGGUGGGGACAUUGCUGUGGGAACAUUGCCGGGGGACACUGCUGUGGGUUGGCCCGUGCAGGGCAUAGAGAUGGUGUGGCUCCGAGCUUCCUUUGGUUUCUUUCGUGCCUCCUCCCUCUCACCCGCUAAAGUGUUUAAUCUUCCUAACAGGGUCGGGCCGUCGGAGAGGCUUGGCGGCGGGAGCUUUGGUAUGUGACAUGUGGGCGGGCAGCGGGAGAGGCCGCGGUGGCCGUGGCUCACCACCCCCAGCUCAGCCGAGAGGGGAUGCGGGGGCAGACUCGGGCCCAGUGGGGCUGCGGACAGGAAACAGGGUCUUCUUGGAAAUUGGGCCGGCAGAGCGGGCCCCAGGGCAGCCUCCUCGACGCCCUGUGUCCUGAGGGCCCUGCCGGGAGUGUGGGGAGAUGGCUCAACUCAGAACGGAUGGCAGGGGUUUGGCUCAGCCUCGCGGUGGCAUGGUGGUCACCGCGAGCGCAAAGGUAACAGGUGGCGUGCUCAGCGGUGGUGCUCACGGCAAAUACUAACCUUUGGUGGAAAGAUAACUGUCCUUUCCGCUUGCCUCCUAGAAAUCCCCUGACCAAUACACUCACCUUCCUGGGCCGCUGCCGGCCCGGUGGGCGACCCGGCCACGUGAGGACAGGAGAGUCCCUCUGAAAUCACACUUUUUCCUAAUGUGGGCUGACACUUUGCAGCUCCCCCUCCUUAACCUACUGAUGCCCGCCUUUUGAUUUUAGCGUCUCUUUCUUUUCUAAACCUCCAAGAGCCCUACACUGGCGUCACCCACCCCCAGAACAAAGAUGAGAAAUAGCCAACAUAAUACCCGAGCGUAUCUCUUUAAUCCCGGUCUAAUUCUGAAGGUUUCACGUGGGUUUAAUAUAACGUCUAUUAAUGUAGAGCCUCAAUGAUGAGAGGGUAAGAAAUAAGAGAAAUACAUUUUCAGAAACAAACCCUCUGAAUUGCUUGACACACACUUUGCAUCGUGGAGCAGAUCGCUGAUGGAGUGAUCUCUCACGCUGCCCCCAAACAGCCAGAGCUGUGCGGAUGGGCCUGGCGGAAAUACGCCCUGUUCUUGAAGUUGAAAUAAAAUAAACACUGUUAAUGGUA
Messenger RNA from Phacochoerus africanus (Common warthog), 2478 nucleotides. It is a transcript of the gene MBP, whose product is annotated as myelin basic protein. The transcript is spliced from 10 exons. The record is from RefSeq and is a predicted model, not a curated record. Gene Ontology annotation, molecular function: structural constituent of myelin sheath. Bases 191 to 1189 code for a protein of 332 amino acids. Gene Ontology annotation, biological process: myelination. NCBI's taxonomy places the organism in Eukaryota, Metazoa, Chordata, Mammalia, Artiodactyla, Suidae. Gene Ontology annotation, cellular component: internode region of axon; neuronal cell body; cell periphery.